Molecule: messenger RNA, 5084 nt
Organism: Vigna umbellata (rice bean)
Lineage: Eukaryota; Viridiplantae; Streptophyta; Magnoliopsida; Fabales; Fabaceae
Source: RefSeq, a predicted model, not a curated record
AAGAAAAGAAAGAAAUGCUGUGGUGAAGAAGUGGAUAAGGUACUCUGAAAUUUGUCAUGAGUUUUGUAAUAAAUUACAGAUAUAGAUUAUGGAUUAAGAUCCUCCCCGCCAUUCACAUACCGAACCACUGCACUGCUUAAGCAUGGCAAUGACAUUUGAAACGGGUCGUUUUCACCUUUCGCGCCCAACGGCCUCAAAGCACUUGUUAUUCUCGGCCAUUAUCAAACGACCAAAACCCGUUUCGCUUCCUUCUUCUCGGUUCUUCCAUUGCCGAUCGAGACGCCUCGUUUUGACGCAGAGAUUCGCAUCGAAAGUCUGCGCGGUGAAAGUCGAGCAGAAGAACGUCGCUACGGAAUCAGGAGAGUGGGGGAAGGUUUCCGCGGUGCUCUUCGACAUGGACGGCGUGCUUUGCAACAGCGAAGAGCCUUCAAGAAAAGCCGGCGUCGAUUUGUUUGCCGAGAUGGGCGUCGAAGUCAUCGUCGACGAUUUUGUGCCGUUUACGGGAACAGGAGAAGCUAACUUUUUGGGAGGUGUUGCUUCUGUUAAGGGAGUUAAAGGAUUUGACCCAGAAGCUGCCAAAAAAAGGUUCUUUGAAAUAUAUUUAGAUAAGUAUGCAAAACCAGAUUCUGGAAUUGGAUUUCCGGGUGCCCUUGAACUCAUUUCUCAGUGUAAAAGCAAAGGCCUUAAAGUGGCUGUUGCAUCUAGUGCUGAUCGUGUAAAGGUUGAUGCAAAUCUAGCUGCUGCUGGUUUACCAUUGUCAAUGUUCGAUGCGAUUGUCUCUGCAGAUGCUUUCGAGAAUUUGAAACCUGCUCCUGAUAUUUUCUUAGCUGCAUCGAGAAUAUUGAAUGUGCCCCCCAGUGAGUGUAUUGUUAUAGAAGAUGCGCUAGCUGGAGUGCAGGCUGCCAAAGCUGCGCAAAUGAGAUGCAUAGCUGUAAGGACCUCAAUAUCAGAUGCAGUUUUAGAAUCUGCAGAGCCAUCAUUUAUCCGGGAUGACAUAGGAAGUGUUUCACUUGAGGAUAUUCUCUUUGGUGGCACUGUUGGAUAUAGUAUGAACCUAACAAAUUGGUUCGACCUACCGUUUCAAGAAGCGGUCGGAUCAUCAGGAGAACUGCCGGAUAUCCUUAGGAGAGGAGUGUUGGAUCUUUGGGAGAGAAGGGGCUUAGAAAGAAGUGAGAAAUCUAUCAUGAAAGGACAGAAAGAAGGUUUAGAAGAAGAGCUGGAGGAAGACAGGGGUGAACAAAAUUGGAGGAAGCAGGAAGAAUUGCCCAGGUUUGAGGGGCUAGACCCGUUGAGAUGGAUCUCUAAGGCAGAGAAGUUCUUUGACAUCCAGAAUGUCACAGAGAAGGAGAGGCUCAGGUUGGCUUACAGCUGCAUGGAGGGAGGCACCAUCUAUUGGUUCAGGGCCUGGAAAAAUAAAACCAAGAACCUUUCUUGGAAAGGGCUGAAAGAGACAUUGAUAUGGGGAGUUACAGAAGCUGCCUCUGAGAAAGUUGUAGAAGUUUCUGCUGCAAGGGUGGAUAACGUGACAAAUGUUGGUAGGGAAAAUACAUCAGGUGAAGAUCAUGAUGGGAAGGUUGUGACUCUUGUUUCUCCAAGUAAAGUUGCAAAAGUUGUUGUUUUUAGUGGAGAUAGAGUGGUAGGUUGUGGUGGGAAUGUCAAAACAGUAAAGAAAGGGGAAGAAUUGUUGAGGCCUGGGGUUAAAACAGUGGUGUCAAAGAGCAACCCAGUUGAGUUUGUUUACCGGCAAGAGAGGACCUGCUGCAAGAUAUCAAGAAAGGAAAGAAACACUCAUGUGGAGGAGAAAAUUCAAGCAAUUGGGAGCAAAAAGAAGAGGAUGCCAUUGACAAUAAUGGAGCUAGGAAGGAUGGGGAGUGUGGAAAUUUUACAUGAGAGUUUGCAAGUAGAUGGAGCAACUGCCAAAAGUGUUACAAGAGCCGAUGAAGUCAGAGUUGAGAUUUUGAGGACUUCACAAAAUUGGGCUAAAAGAAUCCAAGAAAAGUGGAAGUCAUUGGAGGAGGAUUUGCCACCACCCAAGCCUCCAGACCUGAAUUGGAGGGCAACAUCCAGUGGGUUCCCUACAUAUGGUAACAGGUUGAAGAAGAGGAGUCAUGAGAUCAAGCUUUCCGGUUCCAACCUUGAGGACAGCAUUUCUCUCGUUUCUUGCAUAUUUCUUCUCCAUUCUUGCAUAUUGCUUCUCCAUUCUGCCAUGCUGAUUUUUAGUUCGCUGGUCCUCCUCUCCAAGUGUAUUGUUAUAGAAGAUGCGCUAGCUGGAGUGCAGGCUGCCAAAGCUGCGCAAAUGAGAUGCAUAGCUGUAAGGACCUCAAUAUCAGAUGCAGUUUUAGAAUCUGCAGAGCCAUCAUUUAUCCGGGAUGACAUAGGAAGUGUUUCACUUGAGGAUAUUCUCUUUGGUGGCACUGUUGGAUAUAAUGAGAGGAUGCAGGGCUCUGAAACUCUAAAUAAUUUUGCAGAGUCUUCAUCUACUGUGCUUGAUGGAGGGUUGCAGGGUUCUCGGCGAGAUAUACUGAGAUAUGGAAGUCUGGGCAUUGCUAUCUCUUGCCUUAUCUUCACCUUAAAUAACUGGAAGGCAAUGCAAUAUGCUUCUCCAAAAGCUGUUUGGAAUCAGUUGUUUGGUGUUGCCCUGCCACCCUUGGAGCAGAAAGAUAACUCAAGAUAUGAUAGGAUCCAGCAAUUUGUGAACUACAUUUCUGAUCAGGAAAGCAGGGGAAAUGCCCAGAUAGUUCCAGAAUUUCCAUCUAAACUUGAUUGGCUGAAUACAGCUCCACUUCAGUUUCGCAGGGAUCUGAAAGGAAAAAUUGUUUUGCUGGAUUUCUGGACUUAUUGUUGUAUAAACUGUAUGCAUGUGUUGCCAGACUUAGAUGCUUUGGAGAAAAAAUACAAAGAUAUGCCGUUUGUUGUCGUGGGUGUUCAUUCUGCAAAGUUUGAUAACGAAAAAGAUUCUGAGGCUAUUCGCAAUGCAGUUUUACGCUAUGGAAUUUCUCACCCGGUUGUCAAUGACGGAGACAUGUUUCUUUGGAGGAACUUGGGUAUAAGUUCAUGGCCAACAUUUGCUAUAGUUGGCCCUGAUGGUAAGCUUCUUGCACAACUAGCAGGAGAGGGUCACAGGAAGGAUCUAGAUGAUUUUGUGGAGGCUGCCCUUCUAUAUUAUGGAAAGCAGAACAUGCUGGACAAUACGCCAAUUUCCUUGAAUUUGGAGAAAGAUAAUGAUCCACGCCUGUUGACUUCUCCAUUAAAGUUUCCAGGAAAGCUAGCAGUUGAUGUCCUUAAUAACAGGCUUUUUAUUUCUGACAGCAACCAUAAUCGUAUAGUGGUUACUGACCUUGAUGGGAAUUUUAUUGUACAAAUCGGGAGCAGUGGGGAGGAAGGUUUGAACGAUGGUUCUUUUGAUGAUGCUACUUUUAACCGACCUCAGGGCCUUGCUUAUAAUGCAAAGAAAAACAUCCUUUAUGUUGCAGACACUGAAAACCAUGCUCUGAGGGAAAUUGAUUUUGUUAAUGAGAAAGUACGGACCCUUGCUGGAAAUGGGACCAAGGGCUCUGAUUAUGUUGGAGGUGGAAAAGGAGGCACACAGCUUCUCAAUUCCCCUUGGGAUGUCUGCUUUCAUCCAUUCGAAGAAACAAUUUAUAUUGCCAUGGCUGGCCAACAUCAGAUUUGGGAGCACAAUUUAUUAGAGGCAACUUCCAGAGCAUUUAGUGGUGAUGGCUAUGAAAGAAACUUAAAUGGAUCAAGUUCUACAAACACGUCAUUUGCACAACCUUCUGGUCUUUCGUUGUCUCAAGAUCUAAGCAAGAUCUACAUCGCUGAUAGUGAGAGUAGUUCAAUUCGAGUUGUGGAUCUGAAAACAGGAGGAUCACAGUUGUUAGCUGGUGGUGACCCAAUGUUUGCUGACAAUUUGUUUAAGUUUGGUGAUCAAGAUGGAAUAGGCUCGGAUGUACUUCUUCAACAUCCAUUGGGGGUUAUGUGUGCAAAUGAUGGUGAAAUUUAUAUCGCAGAUAGCUACAAUCACAAGAUCAAGAAGCUAGAUCCAACUAGUAAAAGAGUUAGCACCAUUGCAGGAACUGGAAAAGCUGGUUUCAAAGAUGGAACGGCUGUAAAAGCUCAGCUCUCUGAACCGGCAGGAAUUGUUGAAGGGAACAACGGGAGAUUAUUUAUAGCUGACACAAACAACAGCUUGAUUCGAUAUCUAGAUUUAAACGCUGAUGAAACUGAACUCCGUACCUUGGAGCUUAAAGGAAUUCAGCCUCCUAAACCAAAAUCAAGAUCUUUUAAACGUCUUAGACGACGAGCAUCAGCCGACACAGUGCCAAUUCCGAUUGAUGCCAUUUCAUCAAAUGAGGGAAACUUGUCUAUUAAAAUAUCAUUACCAAGCGAGUAUCAUUUCUCAAAGGAAGCCCGCAGUAAAUUCAGCGUGGAUAUUGAACCUGAAGAUGCUGUGAAUAUUGAACCCCUCGAUGGAUUCCUUAGUCCAGAAGGAUCUGCAACUCUUCACUUUAAGAGAUCCUCUAACUCUGCUUCAGUGGGAAGAAUUAAUUGCAAGGUUUACUAUUGCAAGGAAGAUGAAGUUUGUUUGUACCAGUCUUUGCUGUUUGAGGUCCCCUUCCCAGACGGUGCUUCUAGCCCUGCCAAAGCAGACGUUACUCUCGCACAUUUUGUGAAACCCAAAACUUCAACCAGCAACUUACUGGAGACAGUUGUCCGGUGAGUCGGUGACACCAUAAAAAGACAAUUGUAUUCAAAUGCUUGAGUGUCAUGAUCUUUCUUCCGAUACAACAGAUCAUAAGUUCAUAACUAACAAAGUUCAAGGUAAGUUGCGUACCUUUCUCGCUUCUCUGAAGAUGUCGUCAUCAAUAAUCAUUGUGUAAUCUAUGUUAAAUAAUUUAUCUUAUUAGUUAUAUUCAUUGUUAUAAUGGUUGUUUUGUGGAUAAGCAAAGAUGGAUUGUCUACGAAGUCGACACUCGUGCAUCAUCCAUGUUAUGAUAAUUGGAGGCCAAUAAUUGAGCAUACUAACAUUAUUGUAAAAAAACAUAUCUAUGCUGAACGUUUAAAACUUUACGUGUGUUUCCGAA